Messenger RNA from Falco peregrinus (peregrine falcon), 605 nucleotides. It is a transcript of the gene MRPS14, whose product is annotated as mitochondrial ribosomal protein S14. Gene Ontology annotation, biological process: translation. The coding region runs from base 22 to 471 and encodes 149 amino acids. Gene Ontology annotation, molecular function: structural constituent of ribosome. The transcript is spliced from 3 exons. The record is from RefSeq and is a predicted model, not a curated record. Lineage: Eukaryota; Metazoa; Chordata; Aves; Falconiformes; Falconidae. Gene Ontology annotation, cellular component: ribosome; mitochondrial small ribosomal subunit.
GCGCCGCCGCGCAGCGACAAAAUGGCGGCGUCCGCGCUGGGCUGGGCGCUGCGGGCCGCUCGGCAGGUCAGCGCGGCUCCCUCCCGCCCCUGUUCCCCUCAGGGCCCGGCCAAGGCGCUGUGGGAGCGGGUUCUUCCCUUGCCUCGCAUGUGGCAAGUGCGGAGCUACUACGUGGACUGGAGAAUGCUGCGGGAUGUCAAGAGAAGGAAGCUGGCGUACGAGUACGCGGACGAGCGGCUGCGGAUCAACGCCAUCCGGAAGAACACCAUCCUGCCCAAGGAGCUGCAGGAAGUGGCUGAUAAAGAAAUUGCUAACUUGCCCCGGGACAGCUGCCCUGUGAGGAUCCAAAACAGGUGUGUCCUGACAUCCCGCCCUCGGGGGGUGAAGCGUCGUUGGAGGCUCAGCAGAAUCGUUUUCCGCCAUUUUGCUGACCAUGCUCAGAUGUCGGGGAUACAGAGGGCUAUGUGGUAGAUCACUGCAUGGAUGUACAUUCAGGCAGAAAACACAGAAUACACUCCGUUGGUGUAUUUGAGUAAUUAAAGCAAGACUGACCUGUCUACGAGUCCAGCAUCAAUAUCAAACUAAUAAAAGGAACAAUGACAAGC